Exophiala spinifera is the source of this 2241-nucleotide messenger RNA. RefSeq lists its product as uncharacterized. Bases 1 to 2241 code for a protein of 746 amino acids. Gene Ontology annotation, molecular function: ATP hydrolysis activity; chromatin binding; ATP binding. The record is from RefSeq and is a predicted model, not a curated record. The transcript has a single exon. NCBI's taxonomy places the organism in Eukaryota, Fungi, Ascomycota, Eurotiomycetes, Chaetothyriales, Herpotrichiellaceae. Gene Ontology annotation, cellular component: nuclear origin of replication recognition complex. Gene Ontology annotation, biological process: mitotic DNA replication checkpoint signaling; DNA replication initiation.
AUGCAAAGACAAAAGAAAUAUGCAACCAAAGGUGGCCUUCAUCGAGAAGAUUCCGAUGACGAGCUUGGAUACGAGGAUCACCCCUGGCAAUGGGUGUACUCGGAUGAAGGGGCCACUUACUCACCGGACGAGGAGAAGACACCCUCAAAGAAACGAAAAGCAGACGCCCUCUCUACGUCUGCUAAGAAACGACAGAUUAUCGGUGCGCAGAUGGGCUCCUUUUCAGUCAAGGUUGGAGAUGCAAUCUUGUUGAAAUCCCCUGAACAAGGCAAAGACUGGGUCGGGCUCAUUUGUGCCUUUUCCGAGACCGAUGAGGAUGGCGAAGACGAAAUGUCGGUCUACAUCCAAUGGUUCUGCACGCCUGAGGAGCUGGCUUUCGGAAAGCGAUCGAAGAUCCUCGCUGAUGUGCUCCCUAAUGAAUCCUAUAUUACAACCGACUUUAACAUGAACCCUCUGACGGCGAUCAACGGCAAAGCAACAGUUCUGUCAAAGGACGCUUUCUUUCAGAAGUACCCCGGUGGACAGCCUCCAAAAUCGAAAUCGGCUGCCAACAAGUAUUCAAAGACCAUCCUGUGUCGCAGAGGAGUCAAGCAAAGAACACUCCAAUUUACGGAAGAUUUCGUCUGGGACGAGAUCUACAAAGGUCCCGAAAAUUUGCUCGAUCUGAUCGACUGGAUCAAGGAACAGACCAAGGGCAACAAAAGACGAGCAGCCGCCAAACAGGAAGAUCUCGAUUAUAACCAGAAAGCUGCGCCUCCGGAAGAAGAGCCAAAGACACCGAGUAAACGUCGAAAAACGACUUCCACCGCCGCAACUCCACGCUCUGCGGUUAAAGCGUCCAAGUACACUACGCCAACUCACAAACGAAUUAUGAUUAAGAAGCCGAUUGAGAUUACGCCUCUUGGUACACGAGUACUUUCUCCCUCGCAGUACAUGUCGACGCCAUACUCACAUGCACGAACUACCUUGCAUGUAUCUGCUGUCCCCACGUCGCUGCCGUGUCGAUCCAAUGAGUUCAACACAGUCUAUUCGCAUUUAUACUCGGCGAUCGUUGACGGGUCCGGCGGCUGCAUCUACAUCUCUGGUACACCAGGCACGGGCAAGACGGCAACUGUCAGAGAUGUGGUAACUUCGCUUCACCAAGCUGUAUUGAACGACGAGCUGGAUGACUUCAAUUUCGUCGAGAUCAACGGCAUGAAAGUCACCGAACCCCACCAGUCCUACUCAUUGCUAUGGGAGGCUCUGAAAGGAGAUCGCGUCAGUCCCAACCACGCACUGAGCCUUUUGGAACAAGAGUUCUCCCAUCCGUCCCCCCGCCGCAUUCCAUGUGUCGUCCUCAUGGACGAGCUUGACCAACUUGUGACGCGGAAUCAGAGUGUCAUGUACAAUUUCUUCAACUGGCCAGCAAUGCGACAUUCAAAGUUGAUUGUCCUUGCGGUGGCCAACACCAUGGAUCUGCCAGAACGGACACUUUCCAACAAGAUCAGCUCACGUCUAGGAUUGACCAGGAUCACGUUUCCAGGCUACACCCACACGCAACUGAUGGAGAUCAUCUCCUCCAGAUUAGAAGGCGUGCCUGGAAACAUCGUGGACAAGGACGCCGUGCAAUUUGCCAGUCAAAAGGUGGCCGCUGUGUCUGGCGAUGCACGUCGAGCGCUGGACAUUUGCCGGCGCGCAGUCGAGAUUGCAGAGAAUACACACGAGAGAAACAACGCAACCGCGCAGGCCAACAACGAGGACACGUCAGCCGGGACGCCCAGUCGAAAGGGGAAGGGUCAACCUGACUCUGAAGGGUCUAGGCCGAUGGCUCGAGUUACGAUCGCCACCAUCAGACAAGCCAUCAACGAAGCGACAUCGUCGCCUGUCGCUCAGCACUUGCGGUCUCUCCCGCUAUCGUCGAAGCUGUUCCUGGCGGCCUUGCUCGCACGGUCUCGUCGCACUGGCGUCGCCGAAUCCACGCUGGGCGAGGUUGUCGUCGAAGCCAAACGCAUUGCCGACGUGGCCGAGAACAGCACGAUUCACGACUUCCUUCUCGUCGACGACAAAGCAACCGCUCCGCUGCCUCGCGUCAUCGCCCUGGGCGGCGCUGCAAUGGACUUGGUUGAAGCUGGUGUGAUUGCCAUGGAAUCCAGGAACAAAGGUGAACGGGCCGGCAAGAUCAGGCUCAAGGUCGGCGAAGAGGAAGUGAAAAGCGCGUUGAUGGGAGAUGCGGAGGCCAAGGGAUUGGGAUUUACUGCGUGA